GAAACGCUCCAAAGGAAAAGGUUUGACACAAUUGAAAGGAAGGGGGAGGAGGAGCGCCUCUGCUUGCCGUGGUUAAAGCAGUACAGAGCUCAGUGUGCGCACUGACAGCAUGGCAGGAGACAGCGACAGCAAGUUGGACAAUCAAGCCGAAAAUGAGCAUGUUGUCAGGCAACCUUUCCUCAUCGGGGUAGCCGGCGGCACUGCCAGCGGCAAGUCAUCAGUUUGUGGGAAGAUUAUGGAGCUUCUUGGCCAGAAUAAAAUCGACCAUCAUCAGAGGCAGGUGGCCAUCCUCAGUCAGGAUAGUUUCUACAGGGUACUGACCUCUGAACAGAAGACCAAGGCUCUGAAAGGACAAUUUAACUUUGACCACCCGGAUGCGUUUGAUAAUGAGUUGAUAGUCAAAACCCUUUGUGAUAUCAUGGAGGGAAGAACUGUCCAGAUUCCUGUCUACGACUUCGUUACCCACUCAAGGAAAGAAGAGACGGUCACUGUUUAUCCAGCGGAUGUAGUUUUAUUUGAAGGCAUUCUUAUGUUUUAUUCGCAAGAAAUCCGAGAUCUGUUUCAAAUGAAGCUGUUUGUGGAUACGGAUGCAGAUACACGUCUGUCACGCAGAGUCCUGAGAGACAUCAGUGAGAGAGGCCGUGACCUAGAGCAAGUGCUAAGCCAAUACAUAACAUUUGUUAAGCCUGCCUUUGAGGAGUUCUGUCUGCCAACAAAAAAGUAUGCUGAUGUGAUCAUUCCAAGGGGAGCUGAUAAUCUGGUUGCCAUAAAUUUGAUAGUGCAACACAUCCAGGAUAUUCUAAAUGGUGGUUUAACCAAACGCUUGAACGGAUACCUCAACGGCCACAACACGCCUCGUAAACGGCAUCCUUCAGAGUCCAGCAGCAGGCCGCAUUGACCAGCCCUCAAUCAGGAGAGAAUGAAUGUGUGAAGGAUGGAUGCAAGAGAAAAGAAGGAUUGCUUGUGCAUUCUGUUAAUUAGCAACACUGUUUAAGACAAAAAGAAUCAUGAAAAAAUUCAAGAAUUUCAAAGACUGCCUUUUAUUUCAUUCUGCUUCCUUCUUUUUGUUUUUUGGACUGGCUACACUUGAUGUUUUAGGAGUAAGAAAGAUAAAUUGAACUUCUAGUUCUGGGAUUGUUAAAGGUCAAAAUGGAUAGUUCCUCUAUUUAUUUUAGCAUUUUUAUUUUAUUUUUUGUACUACUUCUUUAAGAGUAUGUUUGUUGACUAAAAGUGGGAAUGCAGAUAAUUUAAAUGUUACAUGAUUCCAUGGUAAUGAGGAUUGAAUAUAUAUUUUUAAAAUUAUUAUUAUUUUUUACCUCUGAUCCUUUUUUUUUUUUCCUAUCAGAAAGGACUACAUUUGCAAAUGUAUUUGUUUAAAGAACCUCUUCACUGGAUAGAGUCCAAAAACAGUUGUUUUAAAAGCCAAUAUUUUUUUCUUUUUGGUUGACAGUGAUGGAAUAAGGUUUUAGUAUUCUGGCAUUAUUUAUAUGAUGUCCCUCUAUGAUCAGUGUUUCUUGCAGAAGGAUAAACAUUUAUUCCUCCUUUUCACUUGAACAAUUCAGGCAGUGUUACUACGUCACAACAGGCCUCUCAGGGUGUAGUUACUACAAAUGAAAACAAUAACUCUCUUUUGUCCUAAAAGGAACGAGACGUCUAUACUGAAGACAUCACAGACCACACCUCUAAGAUAGAAAGGGCGCUAAUCUGGCUAAUUAAGCAGAAGUAAAUUUGUUGUACAUACUGAUACUCGGUACCGAAUUUCAAACCUUGUACUUCUAGAAUAUUUAUGGAGAUGCCAUGUGAUCCUCAUUAAACAUGGUCAUGUGCUUUAAAACAAAGCCCAGUGGUUGAUUGUGCAGCAUUGCUGUGGAGUGUUUGCAAACAGUGAUCUAUUUGUCAAGAGAUUUAUGUUCAUAUACUAUGCACUGUACCCUUGACUCUAAUAAUGCAAUUUGACACUCAGUUUAUGAUUCGUUAAUUAGACUUGUGUAAGGCAUUUAGACAAAUGGAGAUGCUUACUUGAAAUGAAUUCUCAGAGUCUCUUCAUCCUUUACGAAGGUUUUUUAUUUUUAUUUUUUUUAACCCAUUAUUUUACUAGCGUUGUGAUUUAAUAUAUACACCAUGAUGCCACUUUGGUAAGUCUUUGAAAAAACUCACCAAAGAGUUAAUUUAGUUUUCUUCAACAGAUGUUUUUGUAGUCCGAGCUGUGUAAUUUCCAUACACAGUACAUAUUUUCCCUUGUAGCUCGGUUUUCCUGCAUCUUAGAGCCAGAGAGAAGCCUUUUAAGGCACUCUGAAAUCAUUCAGGGAUGUGAAACUGAACAAUCCAACCUUUAAACUUGACCCUGACUGUAAAAUGACCCCAUAUAUCUUCCCUUUGAUCCAUAAAUCUUUAACUUAAAAUUGGUUAAUCAUUGAUUUAUGAUUUGUUCUUAUUUAACAUUGUUUGUAAUAUUGCUAUAUUUUAUUUUCUGGUUGGCUUCAUUCGCAUUGCUGCUAUGAUACAGGGUGACUCAUUUACUAUCCUAUGUAAAAAUUCUAAAUUAUUAUUGAAUGAUGUGAAUAUUUAUUUGAUUGAAUACGAUCGUUUUGAGGAUAAUGCCAUUUUGUCGUCAUUAUUUAUAUUUGGGCCAGAUAAAAAAAAAAAAAACAUUUUGUGACUUGAAUAUUUAUUUGGUUAUCAAAGGCAUUCUUACCCCUGGGCUGUUUAUUUGGCCAAAAUUGCAUAAAUUAUUAUAAAUCUUUUGUUGACGUCUGGUCCUUGGUUUCGUUUGGGUAUUAAAUGUGUGAUUCGAUCAGUAUGUUCAUAGAUUCAUUUUAAAAUUCUUAAACCAGUUUAAAACCACUGCAACAAAUUUUGUGCCAUCAUAAAGUUUUUGUAUGUGAACUUA
Onychostoma macrolepis is the source of this 2890-nucleotide messenger RNA. It is a transcript of the gene uck2a, whose product is annotated as uridine-cytidine kinase 2a. The record is from RefSeq and is a predicted model, not a curated record. Gene Ontology annotation, cellular component: cytoplasm; cytosol. Gene Ontology annotation, molecular function: kinase activity; ATP binding. The transcript has 7 exons. Bases 110 to 898 code for a protein of 262 amino acids. Lineage: Eukaryota; Metazoa; Chordata; Actinopteri; Cypriniformes; Cyprinidae.